Messenger RNA from Neurospora tetraspora, 1186 nucleotides. RefSeq lists its product as uncharacterized. Gene Ontology annotation, biological process: S-adenosylmethionine biosynthetic process. The coding region runs from base 158 to 1060 and encodes 300 amino acids. Gene Ontology annotation, cellular component: methionine adenosyltransferase complex. The transcript has 2 exons. The record is from RefSeq and is a predicted model, not a curated record. Lineage: Eukaryota; Fungi; Ascomycota; Sordariomycetes; Sordariales; Sordariaceae. Gene Ontology annotation, molecular function: methionine adenosyltransferase regulator activity.
GCCGCGACGCUUCGUCGAGGUCAUACUUAUCAGCUAAGCAGCCAGAGCGUAGCUUCCCUGUUGCCCCAACUCAUCCUCUUGUCGUCUUCGUUUCUGUUGCCUCUCACCCCUUCUCGGCAAGGUUUAAUAUCCAGAUCACAGCUCAACCACCCUCAUUAUGGCUACCGAGACCACGAACGGCAACAAACCCAACUGCUUUCUUAUAUGGGGUGGCGAUGGAUGGGUUGCGGGCCACCUAAAGGCGUUGCUAGAGAGCCAGGGGAAGGAGGUCUACACAACCACCAUCCGUAUGGAGAACCGGGAGGCUGUCCUGGCAGAGCUCGAUAGAGUGAAUCCCACCCAUGUGCUGAACGCAGCGGGUUGUACCGGACGGCCCAAUGUGGACUGGUGUGAAGACAACAGGGAGGCCACCAUGAGGUCCAACGUCGUGGGAACACUCAACUUGACGGACUGCUGCUUUACAAGGGGCAUCCACAUCAUCGUGUUUGCCACGGGUUGUAUCUAUCAGUACGACGAUGCUCAUCCAUGGGAUGGUCCUGGCUUUUUGGAGACGGACCCGGCCAAUUUUGCGGGCAGUUUCUAUUCGAUGACUAAGGCCCACGUCGAAGAGAUAAUGAAGCAUUACAACAAUUGCCUUAUCCUGCGUCUGCGAAUGCCUGUAUCAGACGACCUGCACCCGCGAAACUUUGUGACCAAGAUUUCUCAGUACGAGAGGGUGGUGGACAUUCCCAACAGCAACAGCAUUCUGACGGACCUUUUGCCGGCGUCCAUCUUGCUUGCCGAACACGGGGAGGUGGGCAUCUACAACUUUACGAAUCCCGGGGCCAUCUCGCACAAUGAGGUCCUGACACUGUUUCGGGAUAUCGUGCGACCUAUGGUGACGUGGAAGAACUUUAGCCUGGAGGAGCAAGCCAAGGUGAUCAAGGCUGGGCGCAGCAACUGCAAGCUGGAUACAACAAAGUUGACGAGCAAGUUGAAGGAGUACGGCUAUGAGAUACCCGAAGUGCAUGAAGCUUAUAGGAGGUGCUUUGAGCGGAUGAAGGCGGCGGGGAUUCAAUGACUCCCGUCGAUGAGGAUCUAAGAGGACAUGGUCUCGGCGUUGAUUCGGUUCGGUUGAAGGUCAUGUUUGGGCUUUUCUUUUAUUUCUCUCUUCUUUUGGCGUUGCUCUGCGCGGAGUUUUAUGGAA